AAAGCCAGUGGAAUGAUGGAAGACCGAGAUGUUUGUAGUGUUUCGCCCUUUGAAAUUCUUAGACGCUUAAAUUGGCGUUAUUGGUCAGUUUGUUUCCACAGCAUAAAUUAAACUGUUGAUUGGUCAGAAGUAAUGGGAGGGGACAGUGUUAUCUAAAAUAAGGGUAGCCUAUAUCGAUUGUUCCAAGGAAGGACAAAGUUAUAUAGCCCGCAAUUUUCUGUGUAUGAAAAUUACUAGGCAUAGCUAGACCUAAUACCACAGAUAAUGCGCAUUUAUGGAAAUUCACGCUUGACUUUUAAUUAGGCUACUGUAUUGAUAAGCUGAUCCACUGUACUCUCUAUUUCUACUUCUAUCGAGGGAAACAUUAGCUCUGAGCAAUUAUUAAUAACAGACGAUGUUUUACUAUCCAAACGUUUUACAAUACCGCACAGGCUGUUUCUCUACUGUAUGGUUGGCAGCUACAAAAGCUAUCAAAAUUUCUCGGAGAGACUAUCUCAAAGUCAACGUUCAACGCACAUGCGAUGACAUCAUGGAUUACGUGCUGGUGCGGGCCCCGCCUCUCCAGCCGGGACUUCCCCGCCCCCGUUUCUCCCUGUACCUUUCCUUCCAGCUGCAGUAUGGCGUCAUCAUCGUCUACCACCGCCAAUGUGCCCUUUUACUGGAGGAGAUCCAGCACACCAUAGACAGACUGCUGCGCUCCGCCAAGACGCUCAAAAUUGACCUGGUGGAGCCCGACAGGCCGGCCCUAACUGUUCCUGAUGGUCUGUCCAUGUUGGAGGAAUGUGAGAGGGCCCAGGACCCCUUCUUUGGAGUGAUGGAGUACGCGAUGCCCAGCCCCAGUACGAUCAUGCAGCAGUGGCAGGUACCUGAAGAAACAUCCCCCCAGCGCCCCCUGGUGGAAAGACUUGGAACACCACAGAGGGACCGCAUCACUGCAUCCCCUGAGUCUAUCACUCUGGUAGACAGGGAGCUCGUUGUUACUCCUGCAGCAGAGUUUGAAGGGGCGGACCUGCCAGAGGUCACGCCCAGGCAUAUGGACAUAAUUGACAUGCUGAUGGAGCAGCAGGACCAGUUUCCUGAAGAAGUGGAGGAGAGAGAGGAAGUGAGGGAGGCAGAGAUAUCGAGGGAACUGCAGCAGGCGGCAGUCUCCGCGUUGCAGCUGGGGGUCACCGCGGUGACUGCCGAGGAUCUCACCUUGCUGCCGGAGAGGGAGGCGGAGACACCUGCGCCGGCCCCGCCCUCGACCCCGCCCCUGCCCCUGCCCCCGCCCCCGCUGGAGACCACCCCGGUGUCUGUCAUUCCACUGCCCUCGUCCCCUGAGGGAGAGAGGGAGGGGGAGACGGAGGAGAGACGGAGGCAGAAGGAGAGAGGGAGGGACAGUCCUGGUCUGGAGCCAGAGCCCGCAGCUCCACCAAAGAAACCACGGCGGCGGCGGCAGCUGCUCUUCAUCGACGAGCAGACUCAGAUUCCCUCAGAGGAGCUGCAGGAGGCGAUACAGGAUCCACUGACUGAGACCCAGGCCCUGGAGUUGUUUGAGCCUCCCUCCAGAAGAAGUGUCUCUCCGGUGGAGCUCCUGAGCAAUCCCUGCACUGCCCUCCACCCAGAUAUCCUGGAUCUGUGGAGAAGGGCAGCGGUCGUCACCCCCCUCUCGAGUGUGGCUGCCGGGGAGAGGGUGGAGGAGGGGGAGACGGAGUCGGAAAGAGGGAGCUUGGCGGCAGUAGAGCAAGAGAGGGUGGCGGAUAAGGAAGUGAGAGAGGAGGACGGGUCAAAAGAGGUUGCCAGAGAGUUAGUGGAGUCAGAACGGCCUCAGCCUGAAGUGUCAGUUUCCACUGAGCUGUUGGGGGAGCUGUCCGACAGGGACGUGUCCCACCUCGUCAUGCCAGAGAGCAGAGGGUCUCCUACAGGAGAGAUUCUCUUCCCGCUGGAGGAUAUUCCUGAGGAGGAAGAGAGGCCGGCAGAGGGAGAGCUGAAGCAGGUGGUCCUGACCAGAGUGAAUCUCAUGGGCAUGCUGCGGGAGCCCCUCCAGGAGCACAGCGAGGUGUCCUUCCACUCUCUGCUGCCCCCUCUGGCUGACCGCAGUACUGUAGCGUGCUCCUUUUCCGCACUACUCGUGUUUGUUUCAGGAAGGAUACUCAGUGUGGAACAGGAGGAAUCUUAUGGCACCAUUAUGAUUGCAAAAGGACCUCAGUAUGAGGAGGAGGGGGCCUGGGUGCCACACACAGACUGAUACGUUUACCGAAACUCACAAAUACAGUUCAAACCGUCUAUAUUACCAGUAAUAACGUUCUUUAGAAAUGUUUUAUUGGAAGACAUGUUUGUGAUUAGAACAUAUGAAAUUCAGCACUUGUUGCAGUUUGAGUGUAAUGUGUUUUUACCAUUAUGAAUUUCUUCUAAUUCUCAUUAAUGUUUAUGUCCCUGUUCCUUUUGUAAACAAAUGUUAAAAAUGUUAAUAUUAUUCAGUGGUGUCGAGCUUUACUGAAAAAUGUACAAUUGUUAAGUGGUAUUACAGUACAGGAAGUGUAGUGUACAUGAAUAAACCACUGCAGCUCUAGUUUAAACCUUGACUUUCGUGUGAUGUGUUAGUAGCUGCAGUAGGCAGGAGCGCUUCUUAUAACGGUGUGGUUCAUACUGGGUUUUCUCUGAUCAGUCACUCAUUUGCAUAAAAGUGACUGAAUUUGCAUAAGUCACUUGUAAACCAGUUCCUCCAUGCAGCUGAUUCACUGUAGUGAGUGAGGCAGAAAGCAGGCCU
This is a messenger RNA of Anguilla anguilla (European eel), 2749 nucleotides long. RefSeq names its product meiotic recombination protein REC8 homolog. The record is from RefSeq and is a predicted model, not a curated record. Gene Ontology annotation, molecular function: protein binding; chromatin binding. NCBI's taxonomy places the organism in Eukaryota, Metazoa, Chordata, Actinopteri, Anguilliformes, Anguillidae. Gene Ontology annotation, biological process: synaptonemal complex assembly; replication-born double-strand break repair via sister chromatid exchange; mitotic sister chromatid cohesion. The transcript has 18 exons. Gene Ontology annotation, cellular component: synaptonemal complex; cohesin complex. The coding region runs from base 395 to 2227 and encodes 610 amino acids.